This is a messenger RNA of Tachysurus vachellii, 8749 nucleotides long. It is a transcript of the gene pou2f1b, whose product is annotated as POU class 2 homeobox 1b. The coding region runs from base 49 to 2136 and encodes 695 amino acids. The transcript has 14 exons. Gene Ontology annotation, biological process: regulation of transcription by RNA polymerase II. Gene Ontology annotation, molecular function: DNA-binding transcription factor activity, RNA polymerase II-specific; RNA polymerase II cis-regulatory region sequence-specific DNA binding. Gene Ontology annotation, cellular component: nucleus. Lineage: Eukaryota; Metazoa; Chordata; Actinopteri; Siluriformes; Bagridae. The record is from RefSeq and is a predicted model, not a curated record.
ACUGGACUGUGUUUGUGUAGGGUUGGGAUUUCACCUUAAAUAUUCAAAAUGGCGGACGGAGGAGCAGCGAGUCAAGAUGAGAGUUCAGGACCAGAUUCUAGAAUGAGUAAUCCGUCAGAAACAAAUAAAUGUGCAAUGGAGAGUGGGGACGGAAACACAGGUGCCCAAACAAACGGACUGGACUUUCAGAGGCAGACAGUGCAAACAACAAAUGCAAUCACCAAUGCACAAGCACAAGCCUUGCUCCAACAGCUGACUCUGACUCCAGCGCAACAGCAGUUGUUGCUGCAGCAGGCUCAGGCGCAGCUUUUGGCUGCAGCUGUGCAGCAGCACUCGGCCAACCAGCAGAGCAGCACCACAGGAGCGAGUAUCUCUGCCUCCGCUGCCACGCCGAUCACACAGAUCCCCCUUUCUCAGCCCAUUCAGAUCACACCUCAGUUGCAGCAGCUGCAGCAGCAGCAGAACCUCAACUUGCAGCAGUUUGUGCUGGUCCAGCCUGGCCAUCCAAUUGCCGCCCAGUUGCAGCCAGCGCAGUUUAUCAUCUCACAGACGCCGCAGGGCCAGCAGAGCCUCUUGCAAGCCCAGAAUCUUCUAACUCAACUACCUCAAAGUCAAGCCAACCUCCUGCAGAGUCAGCCAAGCAUCACUCUUGCCACACAGCCAGCAACACCGACUCGCACGAUAGCAGCUACCCCCAUUCAGACCCUCUCUCACAACCAGACGACACCAAAGCGCAUGGAAACGCCCAGUCUGGAGGAACCCAGUGACCUGGAGGAACUGGAGCAGUUUGCCAAGACCUUCAAACAGAGGAGGAUCAAACUGGGCUUCACUCAGGGGGAUGUUGGCCUUGCUAUGGGAAAGCUAUAUGGAAAUGACUUCAGCCAAACCACCAUUUCUCGCUUUGAGGCCUUGAACCUGAGCUUUAAAAACAUGUGUAAGCUAAAGCCUCUGUUGGAGAAGUGGCUAAAUGAUGCAGUGUGUGCAGAGAACCAGACAUCAGACCAAGGCCUGUCCAGCCCAAGCUCGAUUGGCUCCCCUGGGCUGGGCAUGGAGGGCCUCAACCGUCGGCGCAAAAAGAGGACCAGCAUUGAGACCAACAUCAGAGUGGCCUUAGAAAAGAGCUUUCUAGAGCAGAACCAAAAACCUACCUCUGAGGAGAUCACCAUGAUUGCUGACCAGCUGAACAUGGAAAAGGAGGUGAUCCGUGUAUGGUUCUGCAACCGCCGGCAGAAGGAGAAGAGGAUCAACCCACCCAGCAGUGGCAGUGCUGCCAGCACCCCCAUUAAAUCAAUCUUCUCCUCCUCUACACCCCUGGCGCCUAGCACAGCCAGUCUUGUGACCAGUAGCACCUCGACUACACUGACUGUAAAUCCUAUUCUGCCUCUCACCAGCACAAGCAUCUCCAGCAUUGGACUCACUGGCACCACUGUGGGCUCGGCAAAUACUAAGACGGUAUCUGCCAUCUCCACGGUGCCUUCUGUGACCACAGCUGCAUCAUCGCCCUCAAUUAGCCCCUCCCCCAGCACCCCACAGGCUGAGUCGCUGGUGACUCAGGAGUCAGCAAGCACUGUUACCCAGGCACCCACCACGCCAGUGAACACACUAGGCACAGGCCAGGUAAUGGUGACUGCCUCUAGCCUGUCUGCUGCACUGCAGGGAGCUGCACAGCUGCCUACCAGCGCCAGCAUUGCCGCCAUGGCUGCAGCUGCCGGCCUCAACCCAGGCCUCAUGGCCUCCUCACAAUUCACGCCUGGUGGGGCUCUUCUGAGUCUGGCUCCUGGUGGCCUGGGCAGUGCAUUGAGUCCAGCACUGAUGAGCAACAGCACUCUGGCCACCAUCCAAGGUGUGUGGAAUGCUCUGGCCUCAAGUGGGACUCUGCCGAUCACCUCUUUGGAUGGCAGUGGGAACUUGCUUUUUGCCAAUGCUGGCAGCACCCCGAACCUGGUGACAGCGCCUCUCUUCCUUAACCCGCAGAACCUGUCUCUGCUCACAAGCAACCCGGUGAGCCUGGUGUCUGCCGGAGGAGCUGCAGGGGCUGCUGGGGCCCUUAAUCUGCAUGUCUCUGCAGACCACAAUGCCGUCACCUCUGCGACGGUGCCCGCCUCCACCAUCAGCACCGCCUCCAAGGCCCAGUGAAAGCCCCAACCACCUUUGGUCCUCUUCCUCCUCCUUCUCCUUCUCCUUUUCAUCAAUCAUUAUUUAAUCCCUAUCCCUGUGCUACCACCAAAAAGAAACUUACUAAAAUGAAGUUUUAUAUUAUGUUAAUAUUUUUGUUUCUUUUCAUAUCUUCAUCUUUAUUUUAGAUGUUCUUUUGUGACCUUGUUGCCUGCUUUGAUUUUUCAGCAACAAACUGAAUGUUGGCGUUACAAGAGAGCCUAGCAUUAAGAUGGCCAAACUGAACUGUCUCUGGGCUGCACGCGUGCUCACUUGGUAAUGCAAAGACGUUUUUAUUUGAUUGAUUUUAACUCAUUCUGUGUUUCACAUUUCUAUCUUGUUAUUUGAUCCUAAAACACUCCUCUAACCAAAAACACAUUACUUUAUUGUUUAUUAACUGUCGAAUAACUCCUUAUCGAUAGCAUUUUUAGCCUUUACUGUGAUCAUCUUUACUGAGGAACUUUAAAGACACCUUUUGAUUUUAAAUAUUUUUGUCAGGGGUGCUGCUUUUCAGGCCUUUGGUACCUUCAUAUCAAUUUUUUGUUUUCUUUUGGCUUAUUGUUUCUUUUAUCUGAUGCAUCUUUAGUCCUUUAUAAUUCUCACGUGGUUACAAGGCUUUAAAGGAGAAAAAAGUGGCUGUGAUGCGGUUUCAUUGCUUUUAAGGAAUCGUUUGUAUGGUCGCAGAAACACUGAUUUAACAGAAGAAACUCUCAUUACUUGGUAGCAAAAGUUUUUAAAUGCUUUCUAGUAUAGAUGAAAUGGGCUUAUUUACAUAGGAUAAAUAGCUUUAAAUGAUUGCAUGAGCAGUCAUUACAAAGGUGACAGGUCUUGGGCUGCAAUAGUAGGCAAUGUAGACCUCAGUCACUUGUAAAAUUUGUGGAGAUGGUGCACUGAGAGCUUCUGGAACUGUUAUGCUUCUGCUUAGUGGCAUAACCAUUUGAUGCCUAGACUGUGACCUGUAUUUGUCCCAAAGUCCGUCAGCCUCUUAAGGUCUUCCCAUCACAGGGUGUGCUGUCUGUGUAGUGUCAUGGUGGGGUUAUAAGAGUCUGCUUUGGUGUGUGUGCGCAUGUAUGAGUGUUUUCAUGGUUUAGGUCAUAUAGGAAGAUGCCACCAAAAGUCUGGUGGCAACUGUAACAUUUCAAGAAGCAGCUUGGCCCAGGGGAGGAAGGCCUGGUUGUCCUCUGUCCAGGAGAGUUUUAAGGUGUUUGCUUUUCUACUUGUGCACAGUACCUGUACCAAAAAAAAACUGGAUUUGAGAACUAUGGUCUGCCUGGUGUUUAGGGGAAAAAUGUCAUGUUCUGAGUAAGAGGUCUAGGGGUUUUUUUUUUUUUAUUUUUAAUUUUUUUUAAAGUUUUUUGGCUGGCCUCUUUAUGAUAUACCAAAAAUAUUUGUUAAAACACGUUGCUGUAUAUUACCAUUGUAGCGUAGGGUAAGUUUAAAUAUUUAUGAGUGGAAGCUCUUGGUAAACCACAGGAAAUAUUAUAAUGCAAUAUUUUGAAGAUCAUUUCCAAAGACAAAACUAUUUUUUAUUUUGGUUCAGAUGGCUUCCCCCUGCUCUGCUCUGUCUUGUUUGUGCAGCUAACCAAAUAACCCAAGUGGAUGGGAAGGAUGGAGGUUUGAAAGUUUGGAAGUGGUCAGGUCCAUGUACUGCAGCAAAAAAAAAAAAAGGAAAAAAGAAACAACCACCUCAAAGUAACCUGACCCACUUCAGGUUAUUGCUGAGACGUCUUUGUGAGUGAGAGAUAAGAAGGUGAGAGGCUGAAGCAGGCGCCCUCUCUCUCUCUCUCUCUCUGUCUCCCUCCCGAAUUAAGUUAAUAUAUUUUAAAGCUGCGCUGUGUUCGGAUGAAACAAGGUGCUUUUGUCUUACAGGUUCUUGUUUUCUGUGUGCUUUUAACAUGCCAGAGUGAUUUUGUUCCUUAAUAGACUGAAAUAUCUACUAUCUAGGCAGGUUUGGGUCCAUAUUUAGGAGCUUUAGCAGCCUGAUCUGUUAUUCUCCCCUUACCUAUGUAAUUCAGCCAUGAUGUAAAGCUUGAACCAAAGUCGUUUUCUUGCUAGCUGCUGUGCCUGUGGGGAUCAGCGAAACGCUGGCCACACUAUCACCACUCUACACUACUGACAAGCUUCCUCAUGUCUUAUUUCUGUUCUUUAGCAAUUCUUUACUAACUCCUACAACUCAUAAUGAACAUACUUAAUUGAGCUGUCUUUAGCUUUAAGGUGUCAUACAGCAUAUGCUGUGUUCACCUCUUUUUUUUUUGAUUUACUGUUGUUUUUUUGUGUUGUUUUGUUUUUAAGCAGUUUUAAGUAUUUAAUGUUCAAUAGCAAAGGUAAUGGUGCAAAGUAUUUCUCUUUUUGCAAUGCUCUAUAUUUGAGUCAUCAAACUGUAGUCCUAGAGGCUUCUAGAUCAGAUCUCAUCUUCAGUAGAGUUCACUGGAAUCCACUUGCGGUGUUAGCGUUUAUGCUCUUGCCACUGUAGUGUAUAUGACUGUGUGGACUGUGGAAAAAACCCAAACCACUCCACUCUUUGACUGUCCUCUAAACCUGGCACAGCACUGGUACACGCAAAAAUAUAAAGCUUUAACGGUACAUAGUGUGGCAUACAAAAACCACUUUUUGCAUGGAUCACAUUAAUAUGCAGUCAGGAUUAACCUGUUCUUUUAAUUCUUAAUUUAUUAUUUAAUUUGAAAGCAGACUGUUCCUGGUUGAGCCUUGGUUCUGGUCUUUCAGCUCUGUAACGAUACAUGCUUUAGCAGAGAAUGUCUAAUUAGAGAGUGCAUGCUCUAUCAGCCAGACAUGUAAAUUAUCUCUAAAACAUAUAUCAUGUAUCUCUAAAACUCACUGGCAUUUUAAAUUUCAUCCAAGCUCCUUUCUUUUGACUCGGCCCCAUUCAGACAGGCCUGAGGAUUAUCAUCAAACUUUUUUCUGUUACUCUAUCUGCUGAUUUCUAUCCAAUUUAUCCUUGCUUGUUUUUUAUUUGUAUUUUUUUCUAAUUACCUCAUCAGCACUUAAAUGGAAGGUUUGCUUUAAGCAAAAUGGCACCAACAGACAGGAAAAAAAUGUCAAUACAACAUAAAAAAAAAUCCCAUCAAAUUACAUCAGAAAAAAAACAACAACGUUAAGUCUAACUACUACUGCUGUUUCAAGUACUACUACUAAUAGGGUACCUCCGGUUUUAUUAUUUUUUUGUCUUACUUGCCAAAGUGAAAAAGCCUUUGUCUUUGUGGCUUGUUGCUGCUCACUCCGCUGGUUCUGUCCUGAGGCUGCCACAUGGCCUUAUAGGACUUGUAGUUUUAUGUAUGGUUAUGUAUCGCUGUUGUUUUAGUGCAGUGGUGUGGUGCCGGGACGCGUGGGAAGUUUCUAAAAUAUUUAUCCGAGGAACGACUUAAAUAAUUAGAGAAAGAACUGUUUCCCUAAAUUCUAUAUAUAGAUAUAUAAAUAUGCAUAUGUAUCAUACUCACAUUUUAUAAUUCACCUAAUAUAAAGAAUGAAUGUAGUGUUUUGUCAUGCUUAUUGAAAAAAAAACAAACAAAAAAAAACAACCAACCAAAAAAAUAAUACCUUACUUACUUUUUAUGAUAGCAAUUGAACCGAAACUGAAAACUCUCAAGACCAAAAAGUAACACCACACCCUUUGAAUGUGGAGCUAGCUGAUCUCCCUCCACACUUAAAUACAGGGGGCUUUCCAUGGUGCUCCCAGCUUCUACUGUCGCCUGGGAAAUGGACCCAAAAAAGCACCCGAUCUUAACUUUCUGUUUAUUUUUUUUUUCUACUUGAUUUGCUGUGUUGUUUUAAACAAUCAUUUCAACAUAUUUGCUGUUUUUAGGUUUAUGUUGGUUUUUAUUUUGUGUAUAGCAUGAGGGCGCAACAUCACUGGCUUUCUUUAACAAAAUUAACUUAUCAUUUAUGCCUUACUGUUAUUUUAGAAGAUUGAUGCUUCGUAGCAAACCAUCGUAUGUCAAUUGGUGAGUGCAUUUUUGUGAGUGUGUGUGUGUUUGGAUGAGUGAAGGGAUGCAUUCCCGCAUGUUUUUAUGUCUACAUUACAUACUGAUCGCUGAAAUAACGCUGUGAGUAUUGGACUUUUUUUUUUUUUUUUUUUUUUUUUUUUUUGGGUUGUUUGAACAUACAAAAUGUUGCUACCUGUUAUUUUGGUGUGACUUGUGCAGGUUGGAAACCUGUUGCAAAAAGCUUUACUAAUAACCCAACUCCAGCUGUUGUGUAGGUGAACGGGGUUGUCCUAGUUCUUGGUAGCUGUGCUUCGCUUUCAGAGUUCAUCCUGUAGGGAAAAUAAUUCUCUGAAUUUGAAUAAAUUGAUUGGAAGUAAGGCUUCUAACUAAUGAUCAGUUGGGAAACAAAUAAGAAAUAUUAACAACCUUGAUGUUCAAAAUUUCUGAAAGCUUUUCUGACCGAUUGAGGCGAUGGUGACCACUCGGCUUUAUGCUUUUUAACCUGUGAUUUGGAUUGAGUGGUGUUCCAGAGCCGGAUGCGACUGAAGAAGCUUUGUAUUUCUGCAGCAGCUCUGAGGUAGUUUUAACUGUAGAUACGUGCUCUGAUGAGUGGUUGCAUUAGAGAUUUUGGUUUUUGAAGCGGCUGUAGUCGUGUAGUUUCUGACCUACAGGUUGCUGCAGGAGGCCUUCAGUCCAUUGCUGGAAAAGGAUAAAAGAUGGAAGUGGUUAUGGACCCAAUGGCAGAGUUUGCUGGAAUGGGUAAAAGGAGCUGUUGUAUACCUCAUUUCUAACUCGACACAGAGUAAAAACUUGCUUUAAUCUAUUUUAAAAAAACAAACAAAGAAAACAAAAGAAAAACCUAAUGGAAAAAAAACCCUGUCCUGAAAGAGAAGCCUGCAGAUGUCUAUUUAGUGUAAAGGGCGACGGUCCAGCAGCUGCUAUGGAGACACACACUACACAUAUACGCGUAUUAAUCUCAAACAUGUAGAGUAUGACUCUCAGUUUGAUUUGUUUCUUCCGUUUAAACCUUAAAUGUUAGUUAAUACAUUCGAUAGCCAUAUUUAUUUUGCACCUUUGUUACUUUAGUUGACCUUGUAGUGUAUUUUUAUGAUUUGACAAUCGUCUCCUUAUUGUCCUUCAGUUGUAUGAAUGUAACUUGCAGGGCUUAUUUGGUGUGUACGUACGUCUAUGUGUGUAUGUCUUCUUCGUAGCCCUGGCAGUCCUUAGCCCCGAACCUCUCUGUGGUAACCAAAGACUUGCAAAGUGAUUGUAUGGACUCAGCUGUCUCUCUUUCUUACCCUCCCUUCAUGGAUCUGAGAUCAUAGGAAGUUGAUAAGGACAGAGGGCAGGCUUCUCCAAGGGACUUGUAAAAUUAACCCCUCUUUGACUGGGUGAUGUUAGUUAGUACACACUGAAGGACAUCCUGUGCACGCUGCAACCUGCUCAGGAUGAACUGUCUGCUCUCUGGACUCAAUGCCUUUGUCUUUAUAGUUGUAACAUUGCAAAUCUGUUUCUAUGAGUGUCUCUAACCAAAAAAAAACACAUCUGACCUCUCCAAAGGUUCCUUGUUCUGUACUGAUGUCUCGUUAUUUCAGUGUGCUGUUUUAACUUCUCUUUUAAAAUUUGUCUCUGCUCUUUCCGCCAUCUUGAUUUUCUCUGUGCAACUAUGCAUUGUUGUCCUGUUUGCCGCCGGGGCUGUGUCUCUGCAACACCGCUCUUAACCAAAUGGGUCUUCGACACUUCACUCAGCAGCUUUAUAUGGAGUGCAAAGUCGACAGACGCUACAAGCUCUAUCCCAAAGCAAAAAUCCAAAUAUGAAAUGUUUGACACAUGCAGAUACCAAAGAUGACACUGUCUUUUGUCCUGUUUCUCUCUUCCUCUUCAAGCCCUUCAAUGUGUGUAUUAAGGAACAGAACCCAGCUCUGACAUUAGUCUUAACCUCAGUAAUUCCAAAGCUUAGAUGUAUAUUUUGGUAUUUUUCUGAAAUACUUAAAGAAAAAAAAAAACAAGAAAAAACAAAAAGUGGCAUUUUAAAAAUUCUGAUUUGUUGGAUGUAUUGCUCUUUUUCUGUCACAGCAUGGAGAUAACUGAAGAACUGUCUUACUAUUAGUAGGUUAAACAAAUAGUAUUUUUAUACGUUUCGGGUGUGUCUGUGUAUGUGAUUCAGUUUCACUGCCCAAGUUACCAUUGUUUUUUUCUUUUUAACAAAUAAAAAAAAAAAAUAGGAACAUGUACAUAGUGCUUCAGUCAAGGACUGUAAAUGGUCAUUCACAUUUCCUACAGCUAAAGCAUUUUUUUUCCACCAGUGUCAUAAAGUAGAUUGUAUUUCUGUGUGUCUUAUCUGAACUCUAAGCCACUGUUGUAAUAGUGAGGCUCAUUUCUUGUAUCCUGAGUAUCACUAUGGAGCAGGGCUUCAAUGCCUCUCACUCUGAACACAAGCUUUUGACUGGACUCUACAAUGGCUACAUCAUGGUAGCUUAGAACUGACCGAUUGUGUAGAAAUACAAGUAUGUGAAUCAGGAUACAUGGUAGAAUAGAUACAUUUUUGUCUGCUGUAUUUUUUUUAAUAUAUAAAGAUAAUCUUUACUGUAACUGUACAGAUCUCUUUUGUUGUAAACAUCAUUAAACCAUUUUCCAAGUGUUUUCAUAUUGUA